CUCCAGAUUAUAAACAACCACGAGCUAAAUGUAAUUAUUGUGAAAGUUUAUGUAAUGAAAAUAUUGCAAGACGCGAAGGACACUUAAAAGUUUGUGAAGAAAUAAAUCCAGAAAUUAAACAACAAUAUUUUAGUUCCGGUUCUUCUAGUUCUCAACAAAUAACACCGACAGGACCAGCACGAGAGACCCCAAUCAAUGUG
This is a messenger RNA of Racocetra persica, 200 nucleotides long. Lineage: Eukaryota; Fungi; Glomeromycota; Glomeromycetes; Diversisporales; Gigasporaceae. The record is from the annotation of a GenBank genome assembly.